This is a messenger RNA of Drosophila subobscura, 576 nucleotides long. RefSeq lists its product as uncharacterized. The record is from RefSeq and is a predicted model, not a curated record. Lineage: Eukaryota; Metazoa; Arthropoda; Insecta; Diptera; Drosophilidae.
AUGCCGUGCCAGGACAUCAAUGUCUGGGGCUCUGGCGUGCUAUUUGAAUUGAACAAGUGUCAGCGUCGAGGGGAAACAGCGUCGAAGCUGUCGUUCGUGCCACACUCCCCCACCACCACUCAGUUGUUGUACAGCAUUUGCAUGUCCUGCCAGUGCGGAGUACGAAGCGACGCUCUCAAAACUCAAAAUAUUAACACUUUAACGCCAAGUUUUUUAUCCGGCUGCCGGAAACAGACAACACAACACAGACACACAAAUACUGAGCCCCUUGGCGGCGGCGACGGCAACGGCGGCGGCGGCAAAACGCCAUGUUGGAUUAUUCAGCUCGACGCCAUUUCGCGUCACAAUGCGCGCUAUGCGCUGCCAUCAUUGCACUCGACAGCAAACGGCAAACGGCACAAGGCACAAGGCAGCAGCAACAGCUAUGACUAUGACUAUGACUAUGACUAUGACUAGAGCUGUGUAGCUGCAACGUUAGUGGCCCACCCGGCGGAUGAAGUUGCAAUUCAAAGUCAUAAACACGUGGAGCGUGGGCGCAAAGUCUCAGCUAAGCCGCGAAGCAGGCGCUGCCAGUGA